CGUGCGAGAGUUCAGUCAGUGGAGCGGAGUCUGACAUCCAACCUGCCCGGCCCAGCGACUCCCCUACCCGCCUACAAAUCCCGACUGUGGUCGCCCCAAGGCAGAUAACCGAGGAUGCGGACCACGAAAGAAGACGGUACAGCAACGAGGAAAAACACCAUGUUUGUCCACAGAUAUACAGAAGCGUGAGUGAGAAGACACUUGGGAUUCUAUUGUUUUUCCUCCAUCGCUCUACCCAGGCGAGAAUCGUCCACCACCCGCGCCGCGGUUCUUCCCUCCCGCCUGUGUGCUGCGUCUCUUUUGUGUGUUUUUAAAUGACCCGACACCAUGGAAAGAGCAACUUGGCCACGAGCGGUAAACAAGAGUAAGGAGGGCAGCCACUCAUUUAGCAAGUAGUGGCGGAGGGAGGCUGCGGUGGACGCCGGAGAACGGGAGAGGGAGGAGAGGAGGACUUGCAGCAGGAGGGGAACUUCGAAAACCUGCAGGGUUGAAGAUUCUAUGGAGAUGGCGCAACACGAGCAAUGCAUGUGAGGUUUCAUGGAGGCUGGUGACUGGCAAAAGCGAUGCGGCGAUGUGGACUACAAGGAGCAGCCUUGACAGAACCAAGCAGUAUCAACAUGAAUACAGCACAUCUCAUUAGAGGAAGUGACCAUUAUCAUAUCCUGAACAAGCAAGAUAUAGACCAUGAUGUGUGACCAUGUGCUCAUCUAAAGUUCCAAAGAGAACUCUUUCAAGAAGAAACCAUUAGAUAUUACUCAGUGGCACCAGGAGCACUUUUAAGCUGUGCUAUGUGAAAGACUCCAACCAGAUAUUUUACUUCAUCUGUCAGGUCAAACAACUUUUAUUUUGUGCCACCACAUGUUUGAGGUGACUGUAUCUGACUGCCGCCGCCGCCCAUUCUCGAGCAGCAGCUGCAACAGCCCCCAUAACCCCCAACCUGCACCAUGCCGUGGAGACGCCGUCACUGCUGUCCCAUCAAGAUGACUUGGACCGUCAAGCGCUCAUUAUUUCGGACCCAUGUGGCAGGCCUACUCUCACUUGCGCUGCUCUUUACCCUCUUCUCAUUUUUCAGUCGGCAGGACUGGCUGCCUGGCCGUACCGGGCCGCGGGAAAACCCUCUGGCCUACGCUGUCAGGAGUUUCCGCCAUCCUAGAGGGGAAGCCAACCAGAGUAGCUCGCUUAGGAGCCUUUGGCGGGAGGCGGGUUUUGUAGCAUCAAAGCCUCUUUUCAAUCUUAGUUCUCAGCAGGUAGAAGGGGCUGCCGGGGAGACAGGAGGAGAACUUGGUGGAGGAGGAGGUGUCCGAAUAGCUGCAAUGGGACUUGGAGACUCUAUGAGUGCCAACAACAGUUUACAGAAGGAGAUGGGUGUGGGAGGGAGGCUCAGUGCUCAGCCUUACCGUUACAUCCUGAACCAGCCUUUCAAGUGCAGCGACAGUACACCAUUCCUCAUCCUACUCAUUGCUGCUGAACCUGGCCAGGCUGAUGCUCGUAAUGCCAUACGGCAAACAUGGGGCAAUGACAGCAUAGCAAUGGGCCUGGGCUUCGUACGUCUCUUCUUGCUUGGUAUGGGAACAAGCUUGGACACCUUCCUUCAGAGCAGAAUUGAGGAGGAGAGCCGCGUUUACCAUGACAUAAUCCAGCAAGAAUAUCAGGACACAUAUUACAACCUGACGAUCAAGACUUUAAUGGCCAUGAACUGGGUGGCUACAUAUUGCCCACACGCCUCUUAUGUGAUGAAAACAGACAGCGACAUGUUUGUCAAUACAGAGUAUCUCAUUCAGAAGCUGCUAAAGCCCGAGUUGCCUCCAAAGCAGAAAUACUUCACAGGCUAUCUGAUGAGAGGCUACGCCCCAAACCGAAAUAAGGACAGCAAGUGGUACAUGCCGCCAGAGCUGUACCCAAGUGAGCGUUACCCGACAUUCUGCUCUGGCACAGGGUACGUGUUCUCAGGGGACAUGGCAGAACUGAUCUACCAGGCCUCACUCAGCAUACGCAGGCUUCACCUUGAGGAUGUUUAUGUGGGAAUAUGCCUUGCAAAGUUGCGCAUCGACCCAACACCACCUCCCAAUGAAUUUCUCUUUAACCACUGGAGGGUGUCUUAUUCCAGUUGUAAAUACAGCCACCUUAUCACAUCCCAUCAGUUCCACCCAAAUGAACUUAUCAAGUACUGGAAUCACUUGCAGAGUAACAAGCACAAUGCCUGUAUCAACCUGGCAAAGGAAAAGAAUGGAAGGUAUAGGCACAGAAGGUUCCAUGGAGAGCGGUCUCCUUGAAAAUUUGUAAUUAGAGAUGUGUGCAAUCUAACAGCUGAUGCAGGACUUUUUGGACCUCAGCACAACUUAUUAUACAGUAUAGGGAAAGCACAUUGUUUUUGGUAUUGUGUACAGUUGAUCUUUUAAACUUUUUUUGAGAGGGAAAUGUCAAGUAUUGUAUAAAUGUACUUUUGCAAAGGUGCAAUGACACAUUUGCGAUAUGGAGCAUGGAGACUGAAAUAAAGUUUGUAGAGUAUUCCACACAGCUAUCCAACUAAAGCUUCAAAAGACAUAAAUGUGUUUACACAGACAAAGGGAAAUGUACUGUAUAUGUAUUUUGUUGAAAGUUAUACUACCUAAAUAUGAAUGAAAAUCUUUGCCGUUGAUCACUUCAUCUGACCUCUUUCUGUGUUUCUGUCGGUGUUUAAUUUUCAGAUUCAUUAAGUACCACAAAUUCUAAAGAUUUAUCUGCCAUAUCCUGUAUUUUAUCUAAAAAAACAAAAUAAACAUGAA
Molecule: messenger RNA, 2765 nt
Organism: Syngnathoides biaculeatus (alligator pipefish)
Lineage: Eukaryota; Metazoa; Chordata; Actinopteri; Syngnathiformes; Syngnathidae
Gene: b3galt2
Product: UDP-Gal:betaGlcNAc beta 1,3-galactosyltransferase, polypeptide 2
Exons: 2
Coding region: 945-2273 (442 amino acids)
Cellular component (GO): membrane
Molecular function (GO): N-acetyl-beta-D-glucosaminide beta-(1,3)-galactosyltransferase activity
Source: RefSeq, a predicted model, not a curated record